This is a messenger RNA of Aureobasidium melanogenum CBS 110374, 732 nucleotides long. RefSeq names its product alpha/beta-hydrolase. The coding region runs from base 1 to 732 and encodes 243 amino acids. Gene Ontology annotation, molecular function: hydrolase activity. The record is from RefSeq and is a predicted model, not a curated record. NCBI's taxonomy places the organism in Eukaryota, Fungi, Ascomycota, Dothideomycetes, Dothideales, Saccotheciaceae. The transcript has 2 exons.
AUGUCUAGCUGCUGCAAAGAAGGAUUCAAGUGGAACGGCCAGCCUGUCGGCAAGGAGACCACUCUCGGCAAGAACCCAGCCUACGUCACUGGUGACAACAAGGAUGCUGCUGUCCUCAUCGUCGCCGACGUCUUUGGCUGGACAUUGCCCAAUGUCCGCCUGCUUGCCGACCACUACGCAAAGGAGGCCAAUGUGACCGUCUACGUGCCCGACUACUUCAACGGCGAGGUUGUCGAGCCCGACAUGCUGGAGGACCCCGAGAAGCGCAAGAACUUCGACAUUAUGGCCUUCAUCGGCCGCAACAGCAAGGAGAUCCGUUUCCCCGAAAUCACCGCCAACGCAAAGGAACUCAAGUCCAACUACAAGAAGGUGGCCGCCAUCGGUUUCUGCUACGGUGCCUGGGCUGUUCUGCGUCUGGGUGCCAAGGACUCGCCUCUGGUUGACUGCGCUGCCGUCGCUCACCCUUCGCUUCUCGAGGAGAGCGAGAUUGCCAACAUUGGCGUUCCUGUGCAGUUCUUGUCUCCUGAGCACGAUCAGAUGUUUACUCCCCAGCUCAAGGAGUUUACCCUCAAGACUCUGCCUACCUUGAACAUUCCCUUCAACUACGACUACUACCCCGAGCUUGUUCACGGUUUUGCUGUCCGUGGUGACCACAACGACCCCAAGCAAAAGGAGGGUCUCGAGAGAGCCAAGAACGCUGCUGUUUACUGGUUCAAGCAGCACUUGCACUAG